Molecule: messenger RNA, 1449 nt
Organism: Cuscuta campestris
Lineage: Eukaryota; Viridiplantae; Streptophyta; Magnoliopsida; Solanales; Convolvulaceae
Source: the annotation of a GenBank genome assembly
CCAAUUGCACAUUGCAUAAAAAUCCUCCCGACAAAGCGAGAGCUGCGGCUGCGGCUGCGAGGCUUCUUCAUCCCUGUCCCGAUUGGUUCAUCGGCUGAGAUUUUAUCCUCCAGAAAAGGCAAUAUGGAUUAUGAUGUGCUAAAGGAAAUUGAAGGUGGUGAAAAGAGGAGUGGAUCCCCGGUUGUUGCGAAUUCUGCCUCCAAGAAGCACCGGAGUGAGCUUGUUGAAGAGUCCAAUGUAGGGACUGAAGAGCCGACUGCAGAGAUUAUUAAAGAGUCCAUUGCAGAGACUAAGAUCCAUUUCCCAAUGCUUGAAUGCUCGGAGGGUGCCCCGAUUUUUCGAAGUAUAAAUGAAUGGCUUUUAUUGCAGCGAGGUUUUAAGUGGAUUGUUUAUAGAUUGAUGGUACACAAUGAUCAUGAUGAGGAGAAGUUCAGAUCAUCAGUGGAAUCCUUAAAGAAAGAUUAUAAUACGGAGAAGUCAUUGAUAGAGUUUUUUGAGGGUCCACCAAAAUUUGUUAUGGUGGCUAUGGAGGCCAACACUUUGGAGGCUAAGGCAAAGGCUGGCGUUGGCAUUGGUGAAAUUGUUGACCGGUUUUAUGGUGUUUCAGACAUUUAUCAAACUUCAAAUCAAGCCAAGGUCACUGCGCAAUUGCUUCUUUUUGAAUCAGAAGUACAAUAUCUUAUAAACCGCACAAAGAUCCAAAGGCUUGCUCUUGCCCAACAUUGUGCUAUCAAUAUAUACACUUCAGGUUAUCCAUCAUGUUUUCCGCUUCAACGUUUUCCGCUUCAGGGUGUUGAUGAUAUGAUGGUUCAUGUAGAGGGAAAGCCUCUUGAUGUUUGUACGACGCUCGUGGGGAUUUUUUUGUGUGUUAAUGAAGAGUUCCGAUAUGAGAAGAGUGUCAUACAUUCGAUGGGAAUGAAGAUGCGCAAUCUCCCAUCUAGUGGAUUAGCUCGUGAAGUGUAUGUCUAUGGAAGAGAUGCGCCAAAGCUGAUGGUUUCAUUUGACGACAAAAAGAAGAUAUCUGUAGAUGUGUUUGUCUUCGGCAAGCCAAACUGUGUAGUGAAACUUACAAUGGAUCAUGCCGAUCUAUUGACUCGUGAAAGAGGCAAGUUAAUAAAUAGUAUUCGUGCUUCAUUGGCUGCGGGAGUUGAAGUCAGACUAACAGAUUGUGGAAGUGGUUCCAUAGAGCUCAGCAUUGUCGGGGAUUCUGAAAGUGAGGUUCCAGAUGCCGUGAAGAUGAUUGUGGAAAUGCUAAGAGAGCGGGGAGAUGUUGAAGCCUUGAAAUUGCAUGAUGAAAUUGUGAAAAAGGGAGAGUAUAAGUACGACCGUUGGUGUUAUUUAACUGGCGAUUGGUCCACAGAUGCUGAGGGAGAUGAGGACGAUGAGUGUAUGUGGUAAUUAUUUAUAUAUGCAAACAGGAGGGAGAGCACCAGGACUUGUUUAUCUUUG